Molecule: messenger RNA, 3246 nt
Organism: Electrophorus electricus (electric eel)
Lineage: Eukaryota; Metazoa; Chordata; Actinopteri; Gymnotiformes; Gymnotidae
Product: phosphatidylinositol 4,5-bisphosphate 3-kinase catalytic subunit gamma isoform
Biological process (GO): cell migration; phosphatidylinositol 3-kinase/protein kinase B signal transduction; phosphatidylinositol-3-phosphate biosynthetic process
Cellular component (GO): phosphatidylinositol 3-kinase complex, class IB; cytoplasm; plasma membrane
Molecular function (GO): 1-phosphatidylinositol-3-kinase activity; 1-phosphatidylinositol-4-phosphate 3-kinase activity
Source: RefSeq, a predicted model, not a curated record
AUGGAGAUGAAAUGGGAGCAAUAUCAGCGAAACCCCUCUAUAAAUAAACAGCCUCCUGAAUAUCUGUACUCCUCAGACCACAGUCUGGUGUUUAUGUGCAAGUUACCCAUCAGGGAUAGGGGUCAGGUUGCAGGGGGUCAUGAAGUUCUGGUUGUCAAACUCCCAGCGCAGUGCACCGUUCACCAACUCCGACUACAGCUAUUCAUGCUCGCACAAGACACUAACAAGCUCCCAGACCCUUUUGGGCUCCUUGAUCCUGAGAAAUACAGUCUCUUGUACACAAAAGAUGAUGACCAGUAUGAAAUCUAUGAUGACUUUCAGGUACUGCAAACACUGGAUGCACCUUGGUUUCAGGAUGCUGAAGGACAUCAAGCAGUCUGGAUCACAGCUUUGCCAAAGCAGGGCAACUCGGAGGACAUGGCAGAUUACCAGCACUUUCUGAAUGAACUAAUAGGUUAUGAUUUAGACUGUGCAGCAGUUAACCGUUUAAGUGAACUAUGUUUUGCCCGCAGAAUGUUUGCCACACCGCGUAAGGAAGAACUGAAAAAACGAGAUCCUGUGGUGUAUGCCACAGAGCCCUGGACAACUUCUGUGCCAAUCCCAAAAGACCAACAAGAUCAAUUAAAACAUAAGCUAACAAUAAUUAUAUACUAUGAAAACAUGAGCUUUCCUAUUAAGACUAACUUGCGUAAUACACCUAAUGAUCUCCUUAAGUACAUUUGGAAAUCAGCAUCGCCUACUACAGUAGGCAAGUCUUUCAUUGAGUGGUCAGAUGAGCAAGUUUUUAAAGUCUGUGGCAGAGAGGAGUAUGUAUGUGGAGAUUUUCAACUCUCUGACUUCCUCUGGGUCCGACACUGCCUAAAGAACAUGAUGGAACUUCACCUCUCAUUGGUUUCCAUGGCCUCACUUUCCGAUGAUGCAGUGAGACAGGAAUACUGGCCCUUGGUUGACAGUCUGACAGGUCUCUCUAGCUCCCAUGAAGAAAUCUCAAUUGAUGGUAAGGAAAUGGAAGAGAUGGUCAUGAUUUCACUUUGGGAUUGUGAGAGGAACUUUAGGGUAAAGCUUAUAGGGUUUGAUAUACCUGAGCUGCCAAGUAAUAUGCCUCAAGUUGUCCAUGUAGAGGCCAUGAUUAUUUAUGGUAGCAGGGUGCUAUCAUCAGUUUGUUCAUUGUCAAAAGGCUUGGAAAAAGAAGUUCUGUGGAACACAUGGCUUGAGUUUGAUAUCCCUCUCAAGAAUAUCCCUCGUGGAGCCAAAUUAGGCUUCACAAUAAAUUCUAGUAGCAUGGAUACUACUCCCAUUAAAGAAACCAAGUCCCCUUCUCUUGGAUGCAAAGUUCCAGACUUCCAGAAAGGAAAAGGAAGGGUGUUAUAUUUUGUAAACCUCCAGCUGAUUGAUCACAGAGCUCUCCUCAGCCAGGGAUCCUACACACUGCAUAUGUGGUCUUUUCCAGAGCAGGAAGAAGAAGCCUUCACUUAUGAAGCAGACAAACUCUCUACUGCAACCAAUCCUGAUGUAGUCAAAUCCAUGGCAAUCACAUUUAUGCUGGAUCAGUAUAGUUUCCCUGUAGUCCUACCCCACAGCAGGAUGUCCACUGGUGCCAUGACUCCUCCCAGUGCAGUGUCUCUUUCAUCAGAUCCCAGGUCAUCUCAAACUGAAAUGUCCUAUCAGUCCUCCCCUACAUCAUCCUCAGAACACUCCCUGAAGAGUUUCCGGGAGAAGAGUGUUCUUUAUGCUUCAAACCUUCCUCAGUUUCUCUGUAAGGUAGACUGGCUGAAGCCUAGUGCUGUUCAAGAUAUCCAUUGGCUGCUGGAUCACUGUGUGCCUCAGGACUUGGAACUGGCUGUAGCUCUGGAACUGCUGAGUGUGAACUACACAGAUGAGAAAGUCAGGAAAUUGGCUGUUCAAAGGCUGGAGAUGAUCUCUAAUGAGGAGUUACUGAGGUACCUACUGCAGCUGGUCCAGACGUUGAAGGUAGAGCCAUAUCAUGACAGCUGCCUGGCACGCUUCCUGAUCCAAAGAGCACUCAGGAGCAAGCAUGUAGGACACUUCUUCUUCUGGUUCUUGCGGAGUGAAGUGGGUGGUUGCCCAUUUUUUCAACAGCGUAUGGCAGUUAUAUUGGAAGCUUACCUCCUGGGCUGUGGUGAGGCCAUGCUGACAAGCUUCCAGAGACAAGUUCAAGUUAUCAAGGUUCUGCAUGAUGUGGCCAUUAGGGUGAAAAUACUGUAUCCAGAAAAAAGUGCUCUUUCACCAUUGGCUGCCCAGAAACUACAAGACAUAUUGCAGGAAUAUAGUUUUCCUCCUGACUUCCAGGUGCCUUUUGAUCCCCGGAUCAAAGCAGGAUCAAUCCUUCUGAAAGAAUGUAAAGUGAUGGCCUCCAAGAAAAAGCCUCUCUGGCUCGAGUUCUCUUGUAUGGACUCUGAGGCACCAGCUGGUCCACCAGUAGGAAUCAUCUUCAAACACGGUGAUGACCUGAGACAGGACAUGCUCAUUAUCCAGACACUGAUGGUGAUGGACUCAAUUUGGAAAGAAAAUUCUAUGGAUCUCAACCUGGUGCCAUACGGUUGCAUCUCCACAGGAUUUCAAAUAGGUGUGAUUGAGAUUGUGAGAGAUGCUGUUACCAUUGCUGCUAUUCAGAGGAGUCAUGCAGGGACAGCAGGAGCUUUCAAUAAUAACGCCUUAUUUGAUUGGCUCAAGGGAAGGUGUUCCAUACAGGAAAAGCUGUAUCAAGCACUGGAGAAAUUUGUCAGUUCAUGUGCUGGUUACUGUGUGGCCACGUACGUUUUGGGCAUAGGUGACCGGCAUAAUGACAACAUCAUGAUUACAAAUCAAGGGAAUCUCUUCCACAUUGAUUUUGGUCACAUUCUGGGCAACACCAAGAGCUUCUUGGGUGUGAACAGAGAGAGGGUGCCCUUUGUCCUCACUCCUGACUUCCUGUAUGUCAUGGGCAAAGUGAAGGGCCAAACAAGCUUGUCCUUCCAGAGGUUUAAGGACAUUUGCAUCCAGGCCUACAUGUCCCUGCGCUCUCAGUCGCGCCUGCUGGUGACGCUUUUCUCCCUCAUGCUGCUGACGGGCAUACCUGAGCUCAGCACAGCAGGUGACAUGCGGUAUCUGCGCAAUGCACUGCAGCAGGAGCACAGCCAGGAGGAGGCGCACCAGCACUUCCUGCAGCAGAUUGCCAUGUGUGAGGAUAAGGGCUGGACCGUGCAGGCCAAUUGGUGGAUCCACUUGGUGGCUGGCAUCAAGUAA